This is a messenger RNA of Haplochromis burtoni (Burton's mouthbrooder), 1353 nucleotides long. RefSeq lists its product as uncharacterized. The coding region runs from base 183 to 959 and encodes 258 amino acids. NCBI's taxonomy places the organism in Eukaryota, Metazoa, Chordata, Actinopteri, Cichliformes, Cichlidae. The transcript has 7 exons. The record is from RefSeq and is a predicted model, not a curated record.
UAAAAAAGCAAAGUCUUUGUUCUAAGUGUCACACUUACUUUGUUCUUUAUCUGUGAAAGUAGACGAGGCCUCUUGGAUCACUUCCCUUCAAAACCAUACAUGCGCACGCACGUAAACAUGAUGAUACCAUACUCUGACAGGAAACAGCCUCUAAAAUGGAAAGCGGCUGUUAGCUGAAUGUGAUGAGAACAGUGAAGAAGAAGAUGGCUUCUGCUGCCACCAUCGCUGUGUUUCUGCUCUGCUGCUUCAUCACUGCCUCCACAGGCUCUCAGGAUGAUUGUGUGUACGCUGCAACAGGAUCAAGCUUUACUGUGCCACUUAGAUAUAAGUUGAAGGAAUCAGAUCACCUGAAAUGGAUCAAGGACACAAGCGUAAUCUUUAAUCGCAGACAGAAACAGGUGAUCAUGGGGAAAAAUGAUGAUGUUGAUUCAACUGGAUCACUAAAGCUGACAAAACUGACCAAAGACAAGUCAGGACGAUACAGAGCAGAGGUUUACACAGAUGGAAUAAAUGUGGGGGGAAACUUACCAAGUGUGCAUUUGUGUGUAUUAGACCGUGUGCAGAAGCCCAAUGUGACGAUGACGUGUACAGGCAAUAAGACAAGAGUCAGUUUUACUUGCAGUGUUGGUCAGAAUGAGAAGAUUGAAUGGUUUAAGGAUGGUAAACAGUUGGCAGAAAAAGACAAGACGGUGACGAGAGUAGCCAAAGACGUGGCAAACUCCCAUUUCUCUUGCAAUGUUUCUAACACCAUCGGCUCUGAGAUCAGUCUGCCUGUUCAACAAAUCUGCUAUAAGCCUGUUUUCUCUGAAACAAUAUUUGGAAUUAGCAUCUGGGUUUUAGUGGGUGGUGGAGCAGGUAUUGUUCUGAUUUUGAUCCUAAUUGCCAUCGUUUGUUGUAUCCGGAUCAGACGAAAAAAGCAUGUGCGACUAAACGGUGAGAUUUUAUUUUUAUUUUUUUAGUCAUUUUAAAACCACUGCAUAUAAUCUGUUAGUUACUUAAGAAGCUUCAUUUCAGUCUAAACUUCUGAAAGGUUACCUGUGGAGCUCCCCAAGGUGCAGUGCUAGGACCACUAUAUUUAUAUUUAGACUUAAGUUAAUGUAAUGGUAGCAGGUUAAAGACAUUUCAAACUGCAGAUGACUCAAAUAUAUUUUGAAAAUAUUGUUAAAUUAUGGACGAGGCAUCUAAACCUGAUCUUUCAAAAAAGCCAUGCUGCAAAUGGAAGCAAUGCUCUUACUUAUUUAAGAUGAUAACACUUAACUAGAGCCUUUUUUAAAAUUUUACUGACAUAAUGAUUGAGCGGCCUAAAACUGCAGGGUCACAUACAGUCUGAUCCAAACUCCACAUGAACCAUGU